This is a messenger RNA of Oryza sativa Japonica Group (Japanese rice), 1427 nucleotides long. RefSeq names its product protein POLYCHOME. Gene Ontology annotation, biological process: negative regulation of ubiquitin protein ligase activity; regulation of nuclear division. Gene Ontology annotation, cellular component: nucleus. NCBI's taxonomy places the organism in Eukaryota, Viridiplantae, Streptophyta, Magnoliopsida, Poales, Poaceae. The record is from RefSeq and is a predicted model, not a curated record.
CCCGCCCACGCGCCGCCUCUCCUGGUCUCCCCCCCUCCCGUUAGUUAGAGCCCAUAGCCAUAGCCAUAGCCACCUCCAAGCUCCAAACCCUAGGGAUCUAUUCCACCAUAGUUAGGUGAUUCUAUCGUAGGGGAGUUAGUAGUCGCCGCGGGGCCCGGAUCGGAAGGAAUCGGAGAAGAGCCGAGCAAAUCGUAGAUCUGCGGGAGGGGAUAGGAUUCGCGUGCGGGGGGUUGCAGCGGCAGGAAUCUGAAGAUCUCCAGGAUGCCUGAAGUGAGAAAUUCCGGCGGUAGGGCGGCGCUCGCCGACCCCUCGGGUGGUGGGUUCUUUAUCAGGAGGACGACGUCGCCGCCGGGAGCCGUGGCGGUCAAGCCGCUGGCUCGGCGGGCCCUGCCGCCGACGAGCAACAAGGAGAACGUGCCGCCGUCCUGGGCUGUGACCGUGAGGGCUACACCCAAGAGGAGGAGCCCCCUGCCCGAGUGGUACCCGAGGAGCCCACUCCGCGACAUCACGUCAGUCGUCAAGGCAGUUGAGAGGAAAAGUCGCCUCGGAAAUGCUGCGGUUCGGCAGCAGAUCCAGUUGAGUGAAGAUUCUUCACGAUCUGUGGAUCCAGCAACUCCAGUACAAAAAGAAGAAGGUGUCCCUCAAAGCACACCAACACCACCAACUCAAAAGGCCCUGGAUGCUGCUGCCCCUUGUCCUGGCUCAACCCAAGCUGUUGCAAGCACAUCAACAGCUUACUUGGCCGAGGGCAAGCCGAAGGCAUCAUCUUCUUCUCCAUCUGACUGCUCCUUUCAGACACCAUCCAGACCAAAUGAUCCAGCUCUUGCUGAUCUCAUGGAGAAGGAACUGUCCAGCUCCAUAGAGCAGAUAGAGAAGAUGGUAAGGAAGAACCUCAAGAGAGCUCCGAAGGCUGCUCAGCCUUCCAAGGUGACCAUCCAGAAGCGCACCCUGUUGUCCAUGAGAUGAGAUGAGAUGAGAUGAGCUGAUCACACUGUCCAGAGGAGAGAGUGAGGCCUGCUCAGGCCUGCAACUGCGAGGUUUUCCCACUUGUCUGCUGCUUUCUUAGCCGCUAGUCCUAGCCAAACCCUUUGCAUCAGCUGCUCUUCUUCCAUCCCUGCUGUGAUCCUGGGCUUGUUGAGGCAUGGUGCUCAGUUUUGUGUACCAUUGAGGGGGAUCUCUGCUUGAGGACCCUGGGAUAUGGGGGGGUAGCCUAGCUCUCUUCUUGAGGGCAUAGAUAGGAUUAGCUGUUGAUAAUACCAUUCGUCGUACUGGUACAUGCUUACUGCAGCAGACCUUCAACUGUGUAUAGCUUCUGUAUAUUUUUACUGCACGCUCCAUUGAGACAUCGACAACUGUUAGUAGCUAACAAGACAAGAUUUUCUGUGACUCUGUUAUUGUAUUAACUACAGUAUGGCACUUCUGUCGUA